Molecule: messenger RNA, 360 nt
Organism: Diaporthe citri
Lineage: Eukaryota; Fungi; Ascomycota; Sordariomycetes; Diaporthales; Diaporthaceae
Exons: 1
Coding region: 1-360 (119 amino acids)
Source: RefSeq, a predicted model, not a curated record
AUGUGCCGCAUGGUCAUAUUCUCGGGCAAUUGCAUCCGCUGUGGCCAGUACUACACCAUCCCCGAGCUCGAGCAGAGCGUGUCGUGUCUCGAGGCCAAGAACAAUGGCGGCUUCGGCGACUGCAGGAGAGGCGUCAACAUGGACCAGCACGACCCGGCCCUCGAGUGCGCCUCGUGUAGCUACGCAAUGAGCCUUGCCGACGACCAGCAGCCCUACAACGAAGACCUCCUGAUCCCAGCCUGCAGCGCCGCCGGCUCAGGUGGGAGCGCCGCCAGCUCGGGCAGCGGCUCUCACUCGAGCAGCAAAGGCUCCAGCCACUAUUCCAGGCAUGACGCCAGCAAGAGGAGGAAGGUUCGAUGA